This is a messenger RNA of Mangifera indica (mango), 1526 nucleotides long. RefSeq names its product NAC domain-containing protein 7-like. Gene Ontology annotation, molecular function: DNA binding. The record is from RefSeq and is a predicted model, not a curated record. The transcript has 4 exons. Gene Ontology annotation, biological process: regulation of DNA-templated transcription. The coding region runs from base 217 to 1170 and encodes 317 amino acids. Lineage: Eukaryota; Viridiplantae; Streptophyta; Magnoliopsida; Sapindales; Anacardiaceae.
UUAUUUAACCCUAUCUAUCAUCUCUUCUUCCCUUCCUGGCAAUCUUUCCAUUUUCGAGUUACUUCUUUGUUGUCUUGUUUCUUGUCUCACUUAGAAACCAAAUACUUAUCAAAAAGAAAGUUGAUUCUUGGAGGAAGAUUCAAUCAACCCAGGUCAGUGGAUUACAAAAGCUAGGGAUCUUUGUUUCUUGACUUCAUUUGUAUCGGGCAGAAGAAUAUGAAUACUCUCGUCCCCCCUGGCUUUCGGUUCCAUCCGACUGAUGAAGAACUUGUUGAUUAUUACCUUAGGAAAAAAGUCACUGCCAGAAGGAUUGACCUAGAUGUAAUUAAAGAUGUGGACCUCUAUAAAAUUGAGCCAUGGGAUCUUCAAGAUCUAUGCAGGAUAGGAACAGAAGAGCAAAAUGACUGGUACUUUUUUAGCCAUAAAGAUAAGAAGUACCCAACUGGAACUAGAACAAAUAGAGCUACUGCAGCUGGAUUUUGGAAAGCAACUGGUAGAGACAAGGCAAUUUAUUCUAAGCACGACUUAAUUGGAAUGAGGAAGACUCUAGUGUUUUACAAAGGCCGAGCUCCAAAUGGGCAAAAGUCAGAUUGGAUCAUGCAUGAGUAUCGCCUUGAAACAGAUGAAAAUGGAGCUCCACAGGAAGAAGGUUGGGUAGUGUGUAGGGUAUUCAAGAAGAGAAUAACUACUGUGCGUAAAAUGAGUGAGAAUGGAUCUCCCUGCUGGUAUGAAGAUCAAGCCUCAUUCAUGGAAGACUUCGAUUCACCCAAGCAAAACUCUCAGCCUAAUAUGGCUUACCAUCUCUCGUAUGCCUGCAAGAAAGAGCUAGAUUUGCAGUACCAAUUUCCCCAUGAACACUUUCUCCAGCUCCCACUUUUAGAGAGCCCAAAAUUACUGCAAACACCUGGAAAUGUCAACUGCAAUCCAAUGGCUGCAUACACUUUUCAGUCCUCAUCGCUUACACAGGAAGAACAUAUCCAGCAACCCCAUGAGCAAAGCUUGCAUCCAAUGUAUGGCAGAGAAAACACCGAGCCGGCAGCGGAUCAAGUCACAGAUUGGCGAGUUCUCGACAAGUUUGUCGCUUCUCAGCUCAGCCAAGAUGAUGUUCCUCAAGAAAAUAACUACUCCAACGGAGGCAAUAGUUGUCAGAUUGAUCUAUGGAAGCAAUAACUUAUUAUUCAUAAUUAUGAUGCAGUAGGAUAUUCAAUGCAGUGGUAAAAGGGGAAGAUAUUAUAAUCUAAAUCUCUGUACAUAAUAAAACUAUAUAAUAUAACUUUUGUUUAACUCUUGAGCUUCUAGCUCUUAUCCUAAUAUAUAAGUUAAUAUCACCAAACUAAAACUGAGUGCUACGCUGCUGUAAGAUGUGAAGUUUGCAGCAUUAUUUGUUGCUUAUAACGGUCUUUUAAGUACCCUAUAUUGUUCUAGCAGCCAUAUGUGCUGUUCAUUAAUGUUCAUGAAAUGGACUUGAAGGUCGAAUUCAUAUAUGUUUGUAUGUUCAAUUUGUUAAUGAAAUAGUAUAUUUACAA